Fusarium fujikuroi IMI 58289 is the source of this 975-nucleotide messenger RNA. RefSeq lists its product as uncharacterized. Lineage: Eukaryota; Fungi; Ascomycota; Sordariomycetes; Hypocreales; Nectriaceae. The record is from RefSeq and is a predicted model, not a curated record. The transcript is spliced from 5 exons. Gene Ontology annotation, molecular function: arylformamidase activity. The coding region runs from base 1 to 975 and encodes 324 amino acids.
AUGGACCCCUCAUUCAUGGAAAAGCAAUGGGAUGAACUCCCCGAUCCCAAACGCGUCUGGAUAGGCCAACCGGGCAGCCGAGAAGAGGGCCUAGGCCGUCUCGUCCUCCUGACGCCAGAGCGGGUGGCUUCAGCCGCACAGACACAGAUCGAGACUGGGAUCCGCGUCAAUCUCGGUUGGGAUCUGAAUAAGCUUGAGUUUGCGUGCUUUAACCGGCAGCCGUGCGAGCUUAAGAUGGUGCCGCUGUUGGAUGGCGUUGCUUUUGAUGAUAUUUACGUUAUGAAUCCACAGCAGAGUAGCCAGUGGGAUGGGUUGAGACACUUUUCUAUGCCGAAGGAGGAGGGGAGUAAAGAGAGGGUAUUUUAUGGGGGGACGACGAAGGAGGAGAUUUUGGAUAGGACUAAUGAUCGUAUCGGUAUUCAUCAUUGGGCUCAAGAGGGAAUAACAGGUCGCGGGGUUCUAAUCGACUACGCAUCAUGGGCUGAAAGGAACGGCAUCACCUACUCAACCUUCUCUCUACACACCAUCAAACUCAGCGACAUCCACCAGAUCGCCAAUGAAUGCAACAUUACCUUCCAACGCGGCGACAUUCUUCUUGUCAGAAUCGGUGUCAUCAAAGAAUGGGAGCAUGUUAUGGAUGUCGAUGCCAAGAAGGCAUAUGCUGCUACUACAAGUCCUCAACACGCAGGCGUUGAAGGAACAAUGGAUGUGCUGAAGUGGAUAUGGAACACGGGCUUUGCAGCGGUGGCGGGCGAUGCUAUCAGCUGGGAGGUAUACCCGCCAAGUGAGGGGGGUGUUUUGAUGCAUGAGUAUAUGUUGGCGGGAUGGGGGAUGCCGAUUGGUGAAUUGUUUGAUCUAGAGAGAUUGGCCGAGACAUGUAAGCAAUUGAACCGCUGGACAUUCUUCAUGUCAUCUACGCCGUUCAACAUGAAAGGCGGUAUAUCCUCGCCACCCAAUGCACAAGCAAUCUUCUAG